Messenger RNA from Paramuricea clavata, 1685 nucleotides. The record is from the annotation of a GenBank genome assembly. Lineage: Eukaryota; Metazoa; Cnidaria; Anthozoa; Malacalcyonacea; Plexauridae.
GUAUUAUUAGCAGCCAUAAGAUGGAUAAAACAUGAUAUAGAAAGUCGAAGGCAUUCAUUGUGCCGUUUAUUGUCUCAUAUUCGUUUGCCUUUUGUUUCUCCUGGUUUUGUUCAGUCUUUAUGUAAAUCCACAGACCCAAAUGAUGCAAUGUUACUCCAACUGAUUUCUGAUAUCUGCACGGUAAGUAAGACAUUUUAUUAGCUAAAUAGUUAAGAAUUUUCCUACUAUACCGUAUAACUUGUAGACAUCAGAAAGUUGGGAUAAAAAUGCCCACCGCUUGUGUGCUAAUCUGCAUAUAUGAAACACACAAUAGUCUUCAGUUUGAAACAGAAUGCGCAUAUAUAGAGUAAAAAUAUUUAAUGCUGGGUGGGGUGGAUAAUCCAGGUAAGCAUAUAUAUACAGCUGAUUCAAUUAAGGUUGUCCUUCCAAAACCUUAAACCUUUAACUCUGAGCGCGCAAGGGAUAAUGGGUUCUCACUUAUUAGUCCCUUAAACUCAGGAAAUUGCCUUUGCAGCAAGUAUGUUUUCUGUCGUGAGUCUUCUAUAUGUCUCAGGUAUUCUUGCAAAGCCAAAUUUCAAAAUUUAUGAGUCUAAAUAAGCAAUAACCCAUCAUCCCUUGCGCGCUCAGAAUUUAAGGUUUAAGUAUUUGGAAGGACAACCUUAAUUGAAUUAGCUGUAUACACUAUUUAAGAUCCUACAAGGAACGGUUGCGAAAAAUGCGAAACUGGGUCCUUUGGCAAGAAUUGAACCUGCGGCCCUGCGAUUCCGGUACAGCGCUCUAACCAACUGAGCUACAGAGGCCAGUUGUCAAGCUGUAACUGCAAGUUCAUGUUUUUCUAAUUUUUCGGGAUAGAUUUGCGGUUUGGAUGUCCGCACACCCGAAAAUCUAUAUAUACAUGAAUUUGAGGUUACAGCUCGACAACUGGACUCUGUAGCUCAGUUUAUUAGAGCGCCACACCGGAAUUGCAGGGGCGUAGGUUCGAUUCCUGCCAGAUGUCCUAGUGUUGCAUUUUUCGCAACCAUUCCUGGUUAGGUCUAACCUAGAUGAAAGUCUAACCUUAUAGAUAUGCCUGCGGAACACGCUAGCAUUAAGUAGUACGCUCUAUACAAUUUAGGGCAAAACGAUUUCGACAACUCGCAUGCAGACAUUGACCUCUCAUGGCUUUUCUCGAAAUAAAGGUCUUUUUCGCUCCCCCAACUCGAUGUUACAUGAAUGGAAUUGUUAAUCAAAUGUGAAGUGUCCAUUAUAUGCAACAUUGAAGAGGAAGAGGGGUGUAACUUCCAGUUUUAACUUUUCUUGUGUUUUUUCUUUCAAAAAUUGGGUUAAGAAUCCUCAUGCAUUGUCGUAGUUAACGACUGUCCAAUCAGAUUACUUUCCACAACUCUGUGAAAAAUCCACUUGACGUCGAAAUCGUUAAUCCGAAUCACUGACGUUCCUUCGUGCCAUCGAGAGUAAAUGUCUGCACACAGUCUAAUUAUUCAUUUGUAUAGAGUCGUUGUUCUCGGGCAGUACACGUAAAGAAACGAUCUCCAUUGGGUCCUCAAGUAAUGUAUAUUGUUGGUGGUUAUCUAAGACAAUCGUUAAGGGUUGUGGAAUGUUAUUACCCACGUCAUAAUUCUUGGAGUUUACUCAAAUCUUUACAGCAGCCUAGGAGUGGUGCUGGUGCAGCUUUUGUUGGUAAGUAA